UGAACCGAUGCUGGGGAUGACGUCAUGGUCGUUGUUUCGAAUGUCGGGAGCUAGCGCUGGGGCAGGAGGCCGCGCGAUCUGUUGGGGGACACAAGUUGCACGAAUCUGAAGCCCAAAGGUCGUCGACAGCCACCGGUACCGUGAGUUUCAGGAAUAUCCUCUCCCACCCCCCUCACCCCCUCUGUCAGAGCAUGGCUCAAGAGACCAAUCAGACGCAGGUGCCAAUGCUUUGCACCAUGGGAUGCGGUUUCUAUGGUAACCCCCGCACCAACGGCAUGUGCUCGGUCUGCUACAAGGAACACCUGCAGAGACAACAGGGAGGGGGGCGAUCCAGCCCACCUGGAGAGAAAGCAGCUAUAACACCAGCAGGAUCACCGGGGUCUGCUGGUGUGACCGUGGAGAGCACAACAUCAGAGCCAAGUACAGAGGUGGCAGGAAAUCCAUCUGAGGAACAAACAACCAGCCCUAGUUCCCCCAGCCCAGUAACUCAACAGAUGACUGCAAUGAGCAUCUCCCAGGAUUCAGCACCUGUUGACUCUGAUCGAGCAGAAGCUGAGGAAGAAGAGGAGAGUACUUCAAACAGCACAGAACCUGCAGGAGAGGCAGCUCAGGCUGCAUCUGAUGGUGACCAAACGCCUGAUAAAAACAAGAAAAAGAACCGCUGCUUCUCUUGCCGGAAGAAAGUGGGCCUCACCGGUUUUGACUGUCGCUGCGGCAACCUGUUCUGUGCCAUUCACCGUUACUCUGACAAACACGACUGUCCCUACGAUUACCGGAGUGCAGCCGCCGCCCGCAUACGCAAGGAGAACCCCAUCGUGGUGGCUGAGAAAAUCCAGAAGUUAUGAGGACUGAGUGCAAAAAAAGUCUUUUUGACUUUGUGAAUUUGAACAAUGGUGACAUGGAUAAAAACACCUGAUUUCAUGGAUUCAUUUGUUCACGGUAGUCUAACGUGGGAGGGGUGGGGUGAUGCGGCUGCAGCCGCUGUCCAGGCGUUUCCCUUACCAGCAUCUCCCUCUCUCUCCACUUGUGAGCAUGGUUGAACUUGUGUGCGCGUGUGUGUGUAUUUGUAUGAAAGCGUGUGUGUGCACAUUGGCUUGAGAGUUGGGAGAGCUGUAGGGACUUGGUGGACUGAAGCGUUGCCGUGGGAAGGGAAUGGAUAGCGUUUAUUUUUUUCCCCCUUAUUGUUUCUCAGCUUGGGGCUGUCAUGUGGGUUUGUUUUCUACAAUCCCAGUAAAGUAAUUGGAAUCAGGCAGGGUUGAAGUAAUGUGUCACAGCCUGGAUAAUGACACAAUUCUGACAGUAUAGUAAGUUAUGAAAACGUAACCAGGAGAUCAGCAAAACCUUUUAAGGGCUUUGGAUUCUAAUUUCCUUUUCUCCCAGACUGAAAACGAUGCCAACUGCUUGUGAAGUAAUUUUCUUUCUUAUUUCUUACCAUUACUUUAUGGUUCACCACACAUUGAACACCCGAGUUUCAGCAUUUUCCAGAAAUAUUUCUCUUUGAUAUAUCAACUAAUACUGAUAUUGGGUGCAUGGAUAGGGGGGUUGGGAGGGGGGAGGGGGUACAUGAGGGCAUGAGAAUCUUGACUUAACUGAGUGAUUGAAUUCUGUGUCCUUUUUUUUUUUCUUUCUGUUUUAAUGAGUGUAUGACCUCAGAAGAUCUAUAUUAAUAUAUUGUAGUUAGCUUGAAUUGUGUGAUUGCAUUCUAUUUAUUUUUUAUCGUUUGGUUGGUCUGUGCUGGAGGAUUGGCCGCAUGUGUCAGCAAAUCAUUAGGAUUUGCCCUUACCCUUUAAAGUAUAUUUAAGUAAUCCCAUCUUAAGUAUAUAACCAUUAAAAUAAUACACAAGCUCUGACUUGAUAAAGUAGAGUCCAGUUAAUAAUUAAGAUUUUGCAGUAAAAAUGUUAAUUAUUUUCAGAUUAGGAAAUUAAGCACAACUGAAAUGUGCGUCAGCGGCGUAGCACAAGAUAAUGUGUCACACCUACUCAGUUUCGUUCAGCAUUUGGGUCAUUUGCAGUUUCUGUUGGAUACGUAAUGACCAGUCUGAGCCAUCAGACGUCCUGUUGUUCCUCAGUGGUUUUCCUUAUACACCCCUUUGUGUGGAGGCCGAGUAAAGCUCCAUGUUUCUCCAACCACCAGCAGACCACUGGCACGUGCUGAAUGAACGCUGACCUAGGUGGCUGUUCGUGCACACCGACGCACCUUAUGCCCAGCUAAAGCAGAGACUCUGUCGCGUGCUUACCGCGUGCUCCGAUUCCGCUGAAUCCGUGUUAUGAGGCCCGUGUCUAGCUAGCUUCUUUUAGGAAGAUCAACCUCACGUGCAUGUGUGCAGUUCAAUAUAUACGUUACCGUUUUGUAACCGACUGCACAUUUUGAAAUGAAGCUGGAAUGUUUUAAAAGCCACAGUAGCACAAUGCAUGGCUGGAGUCUUGAGAUUCAAGUUAACAGGGCUCCUCAGUUUUGUUCCAAAUGUAAAUACCAUAUGGCUCCUAUUCAUAUAAUAUAUUCUUAUUGUAGAUUUUUCGCCAGUUAAUAAAGUUUGGGGCGUAUGGUAAAGAAUUGUACUAAGUGUGAAAAAAAGUGCUUUUCAUAAUUAUCUGAAAAAGAAUGUGCCAGAAAUGGUACAGGCUUUCGUUGCCCAUUUAGUUUCUUUUUUUAUUUACAUCAUCUGUGUGAUGUCAAAAGUAUGUCGAUGAACUGGCUCUGUCUCCGGCAGGCUUUACAAAACUAGUCAGAGUGAGAAGCCCCUAUAACCUAUGUUAACCUUGCUGAAUUACUCAGUAUUGUAGUCCACGUUUUUAUCCAGUUACUGAAAUCUAUUCCUAGCAUAGAGAUAUUGUUGGAAGUCAAAAUGGCUCCUGGUGAGAUGUAAUGGGGCCGUUUGAGGUUUAAUCUUUGCAUUAUCAAACGCAUUCCUUGUGAGGAACUUGCAGAGUAUGCCUUUUAAGCUAAAAUAAGCCACCGCAGAUUUUCUUUGACAUGUGUGACUCCUUUCCUCUACACAGAAUAUCAUGUUGGACCUGGCCUUUGUGAGAAUUCAUGUUAGGCGUAGCUUUGUGUCCUGGCAUUCAUCCUAGGAAUAGAAUUGUACUGCUUUAGGGAAACCUGCGAUUGUUGCAGCCUUGCAGCUGUGUGUUCCCUAUCUUUUAUAUACUAAGAAUACUUAAAUUUGUCUGCUGGAUUGACCAUUACAUUGUGUUGCCUACAAAAUGCUGUACCCCUCCACAGAUUGACAGUCCUUUCAGAGAAAACGCCCUUUACUUGGAAUGAUUGUCCAGCUGUGUAAAUCAUGUAGAUUACAUGCUUCACACAUGCUGCUUUUCGGUGACUGCUCACAUCACACCAUUUUUUUUAACAAACAUGAGCAGUUUGAAUGUAAACCACCAUAAUUCACUAAAUAAGCUGUAAUGUCAUUUAUCCAGCUACAUGGCUCUAAUAUUGACAGUGGCAGAGAGUGGAGGCCCAAUUUUCUUCUUUGUGAUUUGUGACAGUUGCAUAGCUGAAAUUGCUUUGAUUGUUUGCGGUGAAGGACUUGGCACCAGCAUUUAGGGCAACCAUACAUAACUAUUCUAGCUUUUGUCAGUACAGAAUCAUUUUCCUCUUCUUUUACUUAAGAUGUCUUUAGCUCAACCUUUGCUAAUCAGUGUCCUCAUCUUGGCAGUGGUUUUGAUUAAUAAUGACAAACCUUCCAGUUGUGAUGAGUCUGUUAAUUGCAAGUGAAAACAUAUGAAAAUGAUUCAUUUAGUUUUCAAAGAUGAGCUUGAGGGAAAUGAAAUCUACAAUGUUCACAGACCUGUAGUUCCUGUCCCUUGGCACUCCAGUCCCCCAGAUACACCACCAGAUAUGUUUUUAUUUUGAUUUUCUUUAAAGAUUUAGGAUUGUAUGAUGUGUAAGAGUAAGUAUAAAACAAUAAAAUCACAAAGUUUAUUUUAAA
Molecule: messenger RNA, 3929 nt
Organism: Betta splendens (Siamese fighting fish)
Lineage: Eukaryota; Metazoa; Chordata; Actinopteri; Anabantiformes; Osphronemidae
Exons: 6
Coding region: 192-845 (217 amino acids)
Molecular function (GO): zinc ion binding; DNA binding
Source: RefSeq, a predicted model, not a curated record